AUGUCCGACCAAAGACCAAUCAGACUUGCUGUACUGGGGGGAGAAUCCACAGGUAAGACAUCUUUUGUUUCCAGACUGACUUUGAAUAUUGUUCAUGAAGUGCACUAUCCAACAAGAGAUCAAACAAAUUGGUUAUUUGAUUAUAAACCUCACUCCAAAUUAGCCAAGACAAUAUUAGACGAUCAGGCCCACGAAAGACUAUCUAGACGGACUCCAGGAAGUCAAGCACUUGAACCUAUUUUCAAAUCGCCAUCGGUUAGUGCAAAUGUUUUAUUAUCACCACUAGUUUUCCAGUCUUUCAUGGACAACUACACUCAAGUAAAGACACAAUUUAAGACCAAAUCAAGUCCCAACUAUCUUUUGAAAAACCUAGAAAUCAAAAUGUCCAAUGACCCCGUUAAUAACAACUCUCAAUCUUUGGCCAAAUAUGUCAAAUCAACGGCAAGAUCAUCAUCGACAGAUUUAGGCAGGAAAUUCGAGGACAAUUCUAGCGUUAAUAUUCCAGAAAAUUAUAUUCCUCCUUCAUACCAACCUAUCCCGAUCGAUAUAAUAGAUACUUCUGCAUUCAAACCAGAGCUGGUCGUUCCCUUUUUAGAGGUGUCUUUAUUCAGGAAUUUGGAUAAAAAUAUAUUAAGAGGAUUAGCAGAUGAACCACGAAGGCCCGUCUCGACAACUUCUUUAUUAGUGGCGUCAGGUGCUUCCGAGUUAAAUGGUAAGAUAGAUGGCUAUAUUCUUGUCUAUAGUGCCAUACCCGAGAUUUCUCAUCAUGCAUUAGCGUCUCCUCCAUCGUAUAAUGAUAAUGUCAAUAAUACUGAAGUCACACCAACUGAUGGUGGAGGAUUUUCAAUUUUGAGUAAAAUAAGAGCAUGCAUCUUGGAUGCAUGGACUGAAUUCAGAAAUUAUCAAAAUGGUUGGGAACAAGGUAAAGAAGAUGAUAUUUAUUCAAUUUUACAUAAUUUCAAGAGUAUUUGGAGGUCGCCAGAGGCUGAAGCUGCAAAAAUGAAUAAAGUAAAAAAUUUAAGAUCUUACAGGACCACAUUGGACUCUAUUGACUUAGAUCCAUCAUCACCCAACUCCCCCCCUCCUUGCAUCAUUGUAUGUACACACAUUAACGAAGAUCUAUCAAGUCCUCUACUUGUGGAUAUGGGAAGAGAGCUGGCCACUAGCUGGAAUUGUGGAUUUGUUGGAGUCAAUAAUAUUGAUGAUUUUAACGUCGAUGUAGCUAUGAGUUUAAUAGUGAAGGAAAUUGUUGAAAAAGAUAAAUUGAUUACAAAAAAUAGAGAAAACGCUAAUGACGGUGAAAAUAGUAGUAAUGGAGUGUUUAGAAAGAUUAUAAAGUCUUGA
Messenger RNA from Kazachstania africana CBS 2517, 1344 nucleotides. RefSeq lists its product as uncharacterized. The transcript has a single exon. The record is from RefSeq and is a predicted model, not a curated record. NCBI's taxonomy places the organism in Eukaryota, Fungi, Ascomycota, Saccharomycetes, Saccharomycetales, Saccharomycetaceae. Bases 1 to 1344 code for a protein of 447 amino acids.